AUGGCCUCGCCAACACAGUCCACCUGUCAUAUCUGCUUUCGCUCUUUACUUCCACGACCGCAGUCGGCAAACACGACGACAACGACGCACUAGACGACAUUCUCGCUGCUUUUCUGCUCCUGCUCAUUCUAAUCUUACGCUUUGUUCUGGUAAUCGCUCUGCUUUCCUGUCAUUAUGCCUCCCAAAACUGGACCGACAUUGUUUCUCGGUUUGGAGCUGGCCACCGACCAGCUGCGCUCGUCGAUCGUGGAUGAAAACCUGGAGUUGGUGGGUGUCGAGGCAGUGGAUUUUGAUUCCGAGCUUCCCGAGUACCAGACGCAAGGAGGCAUCUUCACUACUCCAGGAGAAGCCUACACCACUCCCAUAGAGAUGUGGGUCAAAGCCUUUGCUCCUGUCCUUGCUCCAAUAUUCUCUUGUUUAAUGGACAAGGUCGCAAAAGGCUCUGUAGCUACGCACUGGUUAUGUCGUCUGGUCUCGAGACAUCAGCGCUCAAGCUGUACAAGUAGCCCCUUCAUAAUUGGCCAUAUGUGAUGGUUACCAGACUUGAGAAAGAUAUGGUAUAGAGAAUUUCGCGUCCAGUAAGGGUGGGGGUUCUCGAUAUUUUGCCAGAAGGCAUUUUUAAGCACAGCCCAUUGUCCUAUGAUCUUAUCGCAUACUCUGCUCUGGCGUAGCUCACAAGGCGCCAGGCCGGGCGUAUCUGACAUUCUUCAUGUGGCGGGCAGACGAGCUACUCAUCAUGUCGAGAACUUGUGUCGUUACUCAGGCAGCUAAUCGUUCGAAAUUUAUUUGCAGAUCUUUUGAUGGAAAAGCUGAGCAAGAACCAUGACUUAACAAAAAUUAAAGCCAUUGGUGGCGCUGCUCAGCAAGCACUCGUCUGGUGGAAAUCACACCCCAACUCUCCUUUACAGAAUCUUGAUCCCCGCCUUCCCAUACACGUCCAAGUGACCUCCCAAUUCCUCUCGAUACCCAACUCCGCCGUCGCACAAGAUACUUCUGCCCAUACUCACGCACUCGCCCUCGAGGCUGCUCUCGGCGGCCCGGACCACAUGGCAGCCCGUGUAGGCACAUGUGCUCAUGCUUCACUAAUUGCUGCUCAGCUCCUCCGAGUACGCGAAGCCUGGCCUGAUAUUUGGUCUCGCACAGGUCGGGUUCAGGUAGCGAGCUCUUUCCUAGCGAGUCUCCUUUGCGGUGGGUAUGUCAGCAUGGGUGAGGCCGAGGCUUGUGCGACAGGUCUUUGGUCACAUGUGAGUGCAACCGGCGCUGCCUCCGGUACGCCAAGUCACUGGGAUGAAGGCGUCCUAGAAAUCGUUGGCGGUAACCGAGAGGAAGGCCGGAGAAUAUACAACUGGCUAGGCGACGUUGACAUUUCUGGUGGUCGACGACGUUUAGGUACCGUUUCACGCUACCUCAUAGACCGUUAUGGGUUCGACCCAGAUACAAUCGUCACACCGUUCACUUCUGACUACCUUUCUACGUAUCUCUCACUGUGUCCUUCCCCGUCCGAUGCUGUCCUUUCCUUCGGUCCUAUGGAUGUCCUGAUGACACCUGCUCCUCACUUCCUUCCCACUCGUCUAUUUCAUAUCUUCCCGCAUCCCGCUCAAGACUCUUCUGAGAAGCGACGUUAUGUCGCUAUGCUCACUAGUAGGAAUGCCGAUGUUCCACGUGCACUCGUACGAGACAUGUAUACCAAGAGCUGGAGCGCCUUCGACCGGCUAGUAGCUAUUGUCCCCCCUGGCGGAUCAAUUGGUCUCGAUGAUAAACUCUUCAGUUUCUGGCUUCUUCAGAGCGAUAGCCACCCUCUAGGUCACGUCAAAGGUAUUUUCCGAUUCGAGACUGGCGUGAAGGUCAACGAAUUCCGUGAUCUCCGUGCUAAUCCACGGUGUCUCUUGGAAAGUCAGAUUCUCUCUUUCCGCGCAAGGUGGUCCCGCAUGAUUGCAACAGGCGUACUUGGUCCCAACGCCGGUCGCAGUCGAAACGCGAGCACAACACCCAGUCCCAUCUCCAAUCAAGCCAAACGGCCUUCCUCUACUGCACAUAACAUGGGCCUUCCUUUCGAUCCGUACGACUACAACCCCCUUCCCUCUCGUGUUCUCGCCACAGGCGCUGCUGCAAACUUCCCUUCUAUUGCUAACCUUGUCGGCGAUAUUUUCAAUGCUCCUGCACUCGUUCCCACUACCCAAAUUGACGCCGCACAAAUCGUACCACACCGUAAUGCGCCUCCUCCCGGUUUUCCUGCUCGUGCCACUCUGGGCGGAGCGUAUGUAGCUCGUUGGGUGUGGGGAAAGGAGAAGGGGACAUCGGCCGGUACCGGUCGGGGUGGAUUCGAGGAGGAGGUCCGAAGGCUGCUUGCCAAGCGCUGGGCUACCGCUGGUGGUGCCCCUUUGAGAACCAAUAUCAAUGCACCCGGCAUCACGAGCAAGACCGCAAGUGCAGCUGGCAGUGGUACGAGCACACCCUAUGGUGGUCGCUCAGGACUAGGAGCCAACGUUCUUGUGGAGGUCGACGAAGAAGAGGUAGAGGAACUGGACAGUAUCCGUCAGACAAACUACGGGCUGGGAAUUGGAAAUGCAUUUGGUGACGGCCUUUCUGGAGCAUCAAGACUGCGAACUAUUACUGGCUCGACGAUGGACUCCGUGUUGAGCGGAAGCACCCUGGGCGAUACCCCUUCUACUGCUUUCACCACCCCUGACCUUGGUUCUAUGACAAGUCCAAACCCGGCAGGCACAGGGGAUACAAGCACCGCCACGCCACCACAAUCAACUACAACUCUUACCCCUGUAACAGCGAUGCUCACUUCCGAUGCGGAGCUCCAAAUGGGCCUUGCCAAGGUCGCGGACCCGGACGUCGAUGCAUUCAUGUCGUACGCUGCGAUUGUUCCAGAAUAUUGCAGACUCGAGGGGAUGUUAGUGAAAGGGCUGGUAUAAUGGCAGUCCGAGUUUGUUCGUACCGUUGAUCUUCUCCUUUUACUCGGUUGGGCUGUAGGUGUUGUCAGGAGACAAGCUUUCAAGCUGCAGCAUUCAAAAGUUUCACAGCAUUAUCAGCAGUUGGACUAGAGAAUCCCUGUAUGCCUAGUAUUGACUUUUUGCAUAUGUGAUGGAGAUGAAGCUUUGUAUACCCUCCUCCAAUGCUUUGGUAGUUAUAGAUGCUUUCUUCAUAAUCGUCGGUGUCCAAUGCAAUUUACACUAUAUAUAGCACUGAGCUAGUCGCAUUACGGUUAGUAUGUCGGACAAGCGCCUACCAUAACAUCUCUAAUUCAACCACAACCAUGUUGACAUCUUUCGGCGACCCC
This is a messenger RNA of Somion occarium, 3289 nucleotides long. The record is from the annotation of a GenBank genome assembly. Lineage: Eukaryota; Fungi; Basidiomycota; Agaricomycetes; Polyporales; Cerrenaceae.